AAACUUUAAGGUCCUGAUGCUAUUUUUUUAUUUAGCCCGUUACCCUCGAAUUAUAAAUUCUACCAUUUAACACGCGUACCGCUGUUAUAAAUCAAUGGUACUAAAAGCAUCAGUGGUUUCUAUCCAGGACUGUCCAUAAGCUGUUAAAGGACUCAACAAAGAAAGAAACAUAGAAAUAUUGUGUAUACAAGACUAACGCCCCUCAUUCAUUAGCAACCAGUCGUUUAUUGCUCACGUCACGUGACUCGCUAUAGACGCUAACAACAUGGCUGCCGAGGAGCUGCCGUCUGAGUUUGACGUCGUUAUUCUAGGCACAGGUCUACCUGAGUCUGUUGUGGCGGCAGCGUGUUCCAGAGUCGGACAGAGAGUUCUUCACCUAGACAGGAGGAGUUAUUACGCAGCGAACUGGGCCAGCUUCACUUUUAAUGGCCUCCUCUCCUGGAUCCAGCAGUAUCAGGAGGAACCCCAGCCAAAGGAGGUGCAGGAUUGGUCAAGCCUGUUGGAUGAAGGGGAGGAGCUGGUCUAUCUGUCCAAUCCCGACUCUGCCUCAAUCAGCAAUCUGCAGGUUUUCUGUUUUACCAGUGAGGAAGAUGAGGAGGAAGCUCAGAGUUCUGAUCUUCCAAACCCCACAGAAGAAAAAGCAGUGAAUGAGGAUACAGAUGUAAAACCAUCUGCAGACUCUAAUGAAGAAGCAACAACAGAGAAACAAGAAACAGUUGGUGGAGCAGAAGAAGAGCAGGUGACACCGACAGAAGGGGAGGAACAGGAUACUGACAAGCCACACCUCUCUACUGCUCAAAGCCAAUUGGAGCCAACUCGGAAGAGAAUCACCUACGCUCACCUAGUGAAGGAGGGACGCCGGUUUAACAUCGACCUUGUCUCCAAGCUGAUGUAUUCCCGUGGCUCAUUGGUUGAUCUGCUCAUCAAAUCAAAUGUCAGUCGGUAUGCAGAGUUCAAGAAUGUCACCAGGAUACUUACCUAUCGCAAUGGCAACGUGGAGCAGGUGCCCUGCAGCAGAGCUGAUGUGUUUGCAAGUCGUCAGCUGUCUGUGGUAGAAAAGAGGAAACUGAUGCGUUUUCUAACUUCCUGUAUGGAAGAGACAGAGGAACAUCAAGCCUACAGUGGAAGGCCCUAUUUAGAGUUCCUGUGUGACCAGAAGCUUGGAGACAAUCUGCAGCACUUCCUGCUUCACUCAAUUGCCAUGGUGACAGAGGACACGCCCAUAGAGGAGGGGCUUGCUGCCACACGGCAUUUUCUUCGCUCUCUGGGUCGUUACGGCAACACCCCCUUCCUUUUUCCUCUCUAUGGCCUUGGAGAGAUACCGCAGUGUUUCUGUAGGAUGUGUGCUGUGUUUGGAGGAAUCUACUGUCUGAGACACUCUGUCGACUGUUUGGUGGUUGACAAGGACACAAACAGGUGUAAGGCAGUGAUUGACAACCGAGGACAGCGAAUUAGCUGCAGCCAUUUUGUGGUGGAGGACAGUUACGUGGGGAAGAAGGCGGCUGCACCCAGAAGGUUACUCAGCCGUGCAGUUCUGAUAACGGACGGGUCCGUUCUCCCCAGUGACUCGGACCAGCAGGUUUCAAUGGUAACGAUUCCUCCAGUAGCAGCAAGAUAUCCUGUAGUGAAGAUGGUCGAGCUGUGUCCGUCUACAAUGACCUGCAUCCCUGGAACAUAUCUGGUCCACCUCACCUGCCAGUCAGCUGGCUCUGCCUACGAGGACCUGGCACCCGUGGUUACCAGGUGUUUUCACACGCCAGACUCACCCGACCAAGAGAACCGUCCGUCUGUCCUCUGGUGUGUCUACUUCAACAUGGUUGACGGUUCAGGGGUCGAGCUUGAAGGUCACGGACUCCCAUCUAAUGUGUAUGUGUGCUCUGGUCUGGACAGCACUCUGGGACACGAAUACGCCAUCAGACAGGCUGAGCUGAUCUUCCAGAAGAUUCUCCCUGAGGAGGAUUUCUGUCCUCCAGCACCAAACCCAGAAGAUAUCAUCUAUGAUGGGGAGAACCCCUCAACACCUGCGGGAGAGGAGGAUGAGGAUGGAGCAGGAGAAGAGGGGAAACGGGAGCAGAGCCAAACCCAAGAAUGACAAACUAAACAUUUGUUGUUUUAUUUAAAUUCUGUAAACAGACCAUUAAAUAUUGAGAUAAUUGUA
Molecule: messenger RNA, 2158 nt
Organism: Betta splendens (Siamese fighting fish)
Lineage: Eukaryota; Metazoa; Chordata; Actinopteri; Anabantiformes; Osphronemidae
Gene: chm
Product: CHM Rab escort protein
Exons: 17
Coding region: 266-2092 (608 amino acids)
Biological process (GO): intracellular protein transport; protein geranylgeranylation; small GTPase-mediated signal transduction
Cellular component (GO): cytosol; Rab-protein geranylgeranyltransferase complex; nucleus
Molecular function (GO): GDP-dissociation inhibitor activity
Source: RefSeq, a predicted model, not a curated record